Molecule: messenger RNA, 1422 nt
Organism: Paramecium pentaurelia
Lineage: Eukaryota; Ciliophora; Oligohymenophorea; Peniculida; Parameciidae
Source: the annotation of a GenBank genome assembly
AUGAAAUUUUUAAAUAUAAUUGAAAGGAUAGAUAUAUUUGGUGUUCCAAUUCCACUUUUAACUUAGGCUAAUAAUUAAAAAUUUUAAAGCACUUUGGGUGGAAUAUUAUCCAUAUUGUUAGGAAGCAUAAGCCUAGCUUACUUUUUAUACAUUGUUGUAUAAUGGAGUAACAAUUUAAUUCCCCCAAAUGUCAGUUCUAAAUAGAAAACAAUCAGUUAUACAGAAUUCUCAUUUUCAAAGCCUCUAAUCUAAAUCACUUUAUAAGAUUUGACGAAUGACAUAGAUCCUUUUAGAAAAGAUAACAACAUUAUCACUCCACUUUUGUACACUAUAAUUAAUUCAACUAUACUUAAAAAUCCUAUACCCUUAUUUAGCACUCCAGAGUAUUCUUAUCAAAUAACUUUAUCUAAUGGUUCUUUAGUUCUUAAUAACUUGGACUCUAUUGAUAAUGAACAUUUGCAUAUGAAAUAAUAUUUAAUUGUAUUAACUCAGUGUUCAAAUAGUUCAUUAUUAGAUGGAGGUUAUUGUGCUGAUAAAAAUAUUAUUGAAGAAUAUUUAUCAAAAUUUCAUGGGCUUUUAUUUUUAACUAUAAGUUUAGGUCAAAUAAAUUAAAUAACAAGAGAAUUAGAAGUUUUCAAUAAAUAAUAUUAUACUAGUUUUGAUACAAAAAGUCCAAUUUAUUCAUAAAUUAUGCUAAAAUAAUAAGAAACUAUUAUUGAUGAUGGGAUAUUAUUUAAUAAUUAUAAACGAUACAAUACUUUGAAUAAUUAUGAAAUGAUUAACUAAUAAAUUGAUAAUUCCUUUGCUUCAAGGGUUUUUACUUAUAUGUCAGAGACUCCUUUAAAUUUGGAUAAUUAUGGCUGUUAUUUAUUUAGAAUAGAUAAUAUUUCAAUAGUGGAGGAAGUCACGAUGCCAAAAUUAGGUUAAAUUCUAGCUCAAAUAGGAUCUAUUGUAUAAUUACUUUUUUUAUUAAAAUUUGCAGCAUUAUAUUAUAAUAGCCAAUUACUUGAAGAUGAAUUGCUUCAUGAUAUUAUAUCAAUGUAUUAUCCUGAUGUAAAAGGAUACUCACUGAAAAAUUUUUUAUAAAAAUAACUUUUUUAAGAAGAGAAUAACAAAAAAUAACCUUCAAUUCAAAGUAUGAACUCCAUUCAUAAAGCUUUACUUCAAAGUGCACGGAAAAAAUGUAGACUUAAUAAUAUUAUAUAUGAAAUAUCAAGAAUUCAAUUUAUCAUUUAACAAUAAUUUGGGAUUCAUAUAUUAAAAACAAGUCAUUUAUUAGGAGAAAAAUUUGAAAGUUAUCAUUUUGGUACAUCAAAUGAAAAAGAAACAAAUAGAUUCCUAGUCAAACCAAUAGAUUCGAUUGAUUUUCAAGAACAAAUAACAAAUAAAGAACCUCUAGAAUUGCUUCUAAGACAAUUUUGA